Molecule: messenger RNA, 1008 nt
Organism: Biomphalaria glabrata
Lineage: Eukaryota; Metazoa; Mollusca; Gastropoda; Planorbidae
Exons: 1
Coding region: 1-1008 (335 amino acids)
Source: RefSeq, a predicted model, not a curated record
AUGUCCAUCAAGUUGUGUGGCCCCACGGCCAGCCCUCCCAUCAAGUUGUGUGGCCCCACGGCCAGCCCUCCCAUCAAGUUGUGUGGCCCCACGGCCAGCCCUCUCCAUCAAGUUGUGUGGCCCCACGGCCAGCCCUCUCCAUCAAGUUGUGUGGCCCCACGGCCAGCCCUCUCCAUCAAGUUGUGUGGCCCCACGGCCAGCCCUCCCAUCAAGUUGUGUGGCCCCACGGCCAGCCCUCCCAUCAAGUUGUGUGGCCCCACGGCCAGCCCUCUCCAUCAAGUUGUGUGGCCCCACGGCCAGCCCUCUCCAUCAAGUUGUGUGGCCCCACGGCCAGCCCUCUCCAUCAAGUUGUGUGGCCCCACGGCCAGCCCUCCCAUCAAGUUGUGUGGCCCCACGGCCAGCCCUCUCCAUCAAGUUGUGUGGCCCCACGGCCAGCCCUCUCCAUCAAGUUGUGUGGCCCCACGGCCAGCCCUCCCAUCAAGUUGUGUGGCCCCACGGCCAGCCCUCUCCAUCAAGUUGUGUGGCCUCACGGCCAGCCCUCUCCAUCAAGUUGUGUGGCCCCACGGCCAGCCCUCCCAUCAAGUUGUGUGGCCCCACGGCCAGCCCUCCCAUCAAGUUGUGUGGCCCCACGGCCAGCCCUCUCCAUCAAGUUGUGUGGCCUCACGGCCAGCCCUCUCCAUCAAGUUGUGUGGCCCCACGGCCAGCCCUCCCAUCAAGUUGUGUGGCCCCACGGCCAGCCCUCCCAUCAAGUUGUGUGGCCCCACGGCCAGCCCUCUCCAUCAAGUUGUGUGGCCUCACGGCCAGCCCUCUCCAUCAAGUUGUGUGGCCCCACGGCCAGCCCUCUCCAUCAAGUUGUGUGGCCCCACGGCCAGCCCUCCCAUCAAGUUGUGUGGCCCCACGGCCAGCCCUCCCAUCAAGUUGUGUGGCCCCACGGCCAGCCCUCCCAUCAAGUUGUGUGGCCCCACGGCCAGCCCUCCCAUCGUAAAUAGAGACGAUAGUAUGAGAUAA